Messenger RNA from Triticum dicoccoides, 1370 nucleotides. RefSeq lists its product as uncharacterized. The transcript has 2 exons. Lineage: Eukaryota; Viridiplantae; Streptophyta; Magnoliopsida; Poales; Poaceae. The record is from RefSeq and is a predicted model, not a curated record. The annotation marks the transcript as partial.
GUCCUAUUGAUGGUAAAUCAAGCAAAGAGGAAGCCUUGAAGCAGCUAAGUAUGAAUGAAGCACUAUUCAAGGAGAGAAGAGGUCAAUGUUCACCAUAUGUUGCUAGAUGGGUGUAUUCACAUGGCAUACCAUUUAAUGCUCUUGACAAUGAUGAGUUUUGUCAAAUGUGUGAGGCCAUAGGCAAAUUUGGUCCUGGAUAUGAGCCUCCUACUCAAUAUGAGCUUAGGGAGAAGUUGUUGAGUGAUGAAUAUGCAAGGACCAAGAGUUUGUUAGAUGAACGUGAGAAGGAGAAGAUAAAGCUUGGGUGCACCAUCAUGACAGAUGCAUGGACGGACAUGAAGAGGAGGAGCAUAAUGAAUUUGUGCAUGCAUUGCAGUGGGGGGACAAGUUUUCUCAAAUCAAAGAAAACAUCUGAUGUGUCACAUACAAGUGAAGUCAUAUUUCAGCUAGUGGACAGCGCAAUUGAGGAGGUAGGGGCGGAGCAUGUGAUGCAAGUGGUGACGGACAAUGCUUCCAAUAACAUGGGAGCCAAGAAAAUGUUGCUUGAGAAGAGGCCGAAGAUCUUUUGGAGCUCUUGUGCAACUCACACUAUCAACUUAAUGCUCCAAGGAAUUGGCAGCCUCAAGAGAUUCAAAACAAUAAUUGAUCAAGCAAAGAACCUCACCAUCUUCAUCUAUGCGCAUCACAAGACUUUGGCAUUGAUGAGGGUUGCUACAAAAAGGAGAGAUAUCAUAAGGCCGGGGGUGACUAGAUUUGCUUCCGCUUUUCUCACAUUGCAAAGUUUGUUGGAGAAGAAAGAUGCUUUAAGGUAUAUGGUGGUUGAAAGAGCUUGGGAAGAUAUGAAAAAUGUGAAAACAAAGAAAGGCAAGGAUGCAACGGCAACGGUGAUGGAUGCAAACUUUUGGAAAGGUGUGCUCCUAUGCAUAAAGGUGUUUGAGCCAUUGGUGAGAGUACUUCGUUUGGUUGAUGGGGAUAUUAAGCCAUCGAUGGCUUGGUUGUAUGGAGAGUUGGUGAAUGCAAAGAGGGAGAUGAAGGAGGCAUUUAACAACUUGGAGAGGAACUACAAAGAUACUAUGGGCAUUGUUGAAAAGAAGAUGAAUGGAAGGCUAGAUUCUCCACUGCACAUGGCCGCAUAUGUGUUGAACCCACACUAUAGUUAUGCAGAUAGCUCCGUCUUUACCACUGCAAAUGAAGGAUUUCAGGAGUGUGCUGAACAAUACUAUGCAAAUGAUCAUGAUACUUGCAUGCUGGUUGUCAAUGACGAGUUUCUGAAAUAUGAAAACAAAGAAGGAACUUUUGGAAAGAAGCUUGCAAAAGCAUGUGAAAAUAAAAGCUACAGCCCCGGUAUACUUGCUUGCUCCUGCCCACUA